Messenger RNA from Cryptomeria japonica (Japanese cedar), 1900 nucleotides. RefSeq names its product ultraviolet-B receptor UVR8. Lineage: Eukaryota; Viridiplantae; Streptophyta; Pinopsida; Cupressales; Cupressaceae. The record is from RefSeq and is a predicted model, not a curated record. Bases 68 to 1465 code for a protein of 465 amino acids. The transcript has 8 exons.
GGGUCAUAAGUGAAAUUGUGUUUUGGGGCAAGUGAGGUGUAAGUAGAAGGAUCGAUUGUGCAGGAAAAUGAGGUGGGAGGAAGCCAGCACACCGGCGAAGAGUGCACUUUAUGUAUGGGGAUACAACGAUUGUGGGCAGACAGCUCGGAGGGCGAGUCGGCGCUACACCAGGAUUCCAAAGAGUGUUGAAGAUUUGUUGUGGGUGGACAUUGCAUGCGGCCGCCAGCACACUGCAGCCGUGGCCUCUGAUGGCUCAUUGUUUACUUGGGGUUCUAAUGUGUAUGGUCAAUUAGGAGAUGGAAGUGAGGAGGACAGCAAAACUCCUAAAAAGGUGGAUGCCUUAAAAACAGAAUUUGUGAAGUCAGUGGCUUGUGGUGCUCAUUGCACCGCUGCGAUUGCAGAACUUCGCAAUAAAAAUAACGAGACUCAUUCUAGUAGGCUUUGGGUGUGGGGAGAGAACCAGGGAUCAAACUACCCACGUCUUUUCUGGGGAGCUUUUUCUCCAAAUACAAUAAUCACCCAAGUUGCUUGUGGUGCAACACAUGUGGCAGCUAAAUCAGAGGAGGGUGCACUGCAGACCUGGGGCUACAAUGAAUAUGGUCAACUCGGGAGAGGGUUUUCUUGUGAGGGACUACAAGGUGCUCGAAUUGUAAAUACAUUUUUGAAGUUCCUUGAUGAAGCCCCUGAAAAUGUGAAGGUUACCCAAGUUGCUUGUGGGGAGUAUCAUACGGCAGCCAUUGCAGACAAUGGUGAUGUUUAUACAUGGGGGCUGGGACACAUGGGUCAAUUAGGGCAUCGCUCUCUUCACUCUGGAAACAAAGAAUUAUUGCCUCGGCGGGUUGUUAGCUUGGAGGGUAUAUCAGUCAAGGAUAUUGCUUGUGGUGGUAUCCACGCAUGUGCUGUCACUGUUAAAGGAGCGUUGUAUGCAUGGGGUGGUGGGCAGGCAGGUCAACUGGGGUUGGGUCCUCAUAAUGGUUUCCUUUCAUGCUUAGCUAAUGAAGCGGAAAUGUUUUUGCGGAAGAUCCCAAUGCUGGUGCUACCUAUGGGAGUCCAGCUUGUCACAUGUGGUCAUUCACAUACACUGGUCUCUAUGAAAGAUGGAAGGAUUCUUGGAUGGGGUUAUAACAGUUACGGACAGGCAGCCACUGAUAAGACUACAUAUGCAUGGUAUCCAUCUUCUGUUGAUUGGUGCAUUGGAGAAGUGCACAGGUUGGCUGCUGGAGGAGGUCAUUCAGCUGUGUUGACACAUGCAUAUUCUUUAAAGGAGCUAUGUGAGUUCAAACUUGCAGAUAAUGUCACCUUAUCAAGUGCACCGGAGAUUAAAGAGAUUGCGUCAAGGACUGGAUCUGAUGCAUUGGCCCGGCUUUGUGAAAGAUUCAGGGAGCAGCAACUUAGUGGAGGUGAUCAUUCAUACGAUGAUGAAGAGGAUGGGCAUGAUAGAUCUCCCAAGAAGCCAAACUGUUAACUUUGCAAAUACGUAAUGCAGAGAUAGUCCUGUUUUAUAUCCCAUAUAUUUGAGGCAGAAAGUUGGGAGGUUUUGUCUACAUUUGCCAUGAACUUACUGGGAUUAUCUGCACCUCGGUAUGUGUCUUAAGACUUUUGACGUUGCUCUAUUGUAAAAUGAUAUAGAAGUAUUUAUCCAUGUCAUUCAUUGGUCUAGUCUAAAAACUGGAGAGAUUUUGCGGGACUUGCGAGCCACUAUGGGUCGCAAGUAUCUCGCUAGAAACUCGGAAGGCGAGGACUUGUUGAGUUUUGCACAGAAAAACUCACCAGUUCGUACAAGCAGCUCUUUUUUUCUCCAUUUUUUCUAAAUUCAUUUGCAUUUUUCUUGCUAUACAUUCUUUACAUUUAACAGUAUUAUUAUUGAUAUUUAAAUUAAUCAUAUAUAAUAUUUUGCCUA